UUUGAAUAAUGCGCAAAAAAAAAAAUGGAAUAUUGAGGUUAUGUAACUUUGUUUUGGUUUAAGCUUUGAAAGCAGCUCUGUAGAGGCGCCAUUCGAGUUUAUAAUUAUUAUCUAUAGUUAUCUAUGCUCGACGCUGCUUAUCUAUGAUAUGUAUACAAUAUAGUGCAAUUUGUAAAUGUAGUUUAAACAAUAGUAACAGCAAGAAUGUAUAAGGCUAAAAUGGUAAUUAUUUAGAAAAUAUAAGCCAACAUUCAGAAGAAUGGAUGUUCUAUGAAAAAUCAAUGAUAUAAACACACCCAAAAUGUUGAGCAGAAAAAUGAAUAAUACUACAAGUAUGUGUACAAAAGUGCCCUUUGUGUGCAUCUUUAUCAUUGUUCUCAUACUGUGCAUAGAUUGUAAGUUCGAAUUGAUUGUGUUCAACACAAUUUUCUUAUUACUCUAUGUACUACUUGUGCUAUUCACUACUGUGUGGAUAAGCUUUGCUGUUUUCCAACACAUCCUGAAUCAGCAUAAGCCAUUUGAUAUACCAGCCACCAACAGAUUCAUAGAGUCACUGAAAAACAAACUGUUCUCUUACAAUGCACAAACAAAUAAAGUGCAGGAAGCCAAAAUUGAUGAUAGAAUUGAUGAUUUUGUCAAUGAUAUUGAGAGGAAUUACAUAAGGAAAUGGUACACAGUUUAUGUGAGUACAGAUGAGGCAUUUCUCAAAGAAAGCAGGAAUUUAAUUGAUAUCAUUGUGAGGAGAUUUCUGCAAAUUUCAACUCAAAUUAAUUCAGACAGGUUGAUUCUUAGGAUACUUGUUGUUCUGUUGAAACACAUAAAGGAGUACAGGAGGGCAACCAAGAGAUAUAAAAGUAUUGGAGGAUCCAUUGAGUCACAUUACAGGUAUUCUCAUGUUGGAUCUAAAAGUAUCAAGAGCAUGGAACAGUUCAGCUACAACAUAACUACAAAGCUCUUGAGACAUUUUAUAAACUGGGAACUGUACAAUUCACUUGGCAGCAAAUGCGUGACAUCAAUUAUGUCUAAGAAACUAGUCAAUUAUCUCUUGGUGCACAUGUCCUCACCUGGUUUUAUUAAUUACAAAAUUUUAAUGGAAUUGAGUGAAGAUGUGGACAAAUUCAAAAAGUAUUCCUUUAUCAGUAUUUCUGACGUUGAUCAUUCGGAUCUCUCAACAACAAACGUAAUUCUUCCUGAAGAGAAAGCAGAGGACGUGGAAGAUUGUUUGGCGGUGGAGAAUGAUGAGGCGCCCAUUAAAGAACCGUCGACCCCUAUAAACACUAGACUAAUGAGCGCCCCAGUCAAGAUUCAUGAGUCAAAAUCUAGUAACAAAACUUGGAGGUAUUCAAGUGAUUUAGAUUGCAUUUCUUUGGGACAGGAUAUCUUGGAUCUGGAUAUACCAGACAUGGGCAGAAAGUCGUCAAAAUCGUUGAUAGAUUCUUGUGAAGUUCCAGCUAUCCCUGAAGACCAUGAGAUUUUUGGGAAUUUGAAGCAUUCUAUUAGUCAAGCGACAACGACGACGAUGAAGGAAAUUCAGCAAAGCACCGUCAACAAUGUAGUUAAGCCUAUGUCUCUAGCUACGAGCAACGCGAUGCACAAAAUCGGAGACUUCCAGGAUGAAGCGGCUGGCGUUGUCGAAGGAUUGUUCGAUUUCGGGAUGGCCGGCAUCAGAAAAGGCCUAAGAUUAACCGGUUUGCAGGAUGGCCAAGAGAACAACAUUCUGUGUCGUCAGAAGAAUGUUCAAGUAGAAGAUCCUAAAAGUUUCGGCGAAGACACUGUUUGGGUGAAUCCCUUGUUGGAGAGACGGGCAAAUUCGUCGCCCAGUUUCGAUGGCGAAAUUUUAUUGGAGAAAUCACCGGAUUCGCGAUCAAUGUCCAGCGAAUCCAAAGCUACCGAAAGCAUUCCUAUAAUGGAAAUAGAUAGUCCGGAUCCGGAGUACGAAGACACCACCGAUUUGGCUACGACCACGGCGAAAUUAAGAUCGCUUCUAGCGCAGAAGACUUCGGAGUCUACUCCUGCUGUUAGUCCAGUGUCCGUGACGCCAAUCGAGAUUAUAAGUUCCGGAAGUUUGGAGGACUUUUGUGAAGACGGAGCACCGAGCGUAUACAAAGCUUGGGCAAAGACCGCAACCGGUGUCUUCCAGAACACUCUCAACACCUUGAAAACAGCGCUGCCCGGAAACAACGAGCAAGAUGGCCUGGUCACUACUUCCGUUGCAACGACCAUUAAACCGAUUGCGGAAAUGGGAGAGAAACAGUGGGUGUUCGUGCAGGAGGACGUCCAGUCAGAUGAUUUACAUCAGCACAUGGAGAAAUUCUUGGCCGAAAGACAAGUUUUCUGCACUAUAGACAACGCGUACGAAGCGGUGGAAGCGGUUGAACUGUCGGAUAAUUUGGACGCAUCUUUGAUACUCGACAGGCGACAGUUUGAUGAUGAACUUGACGAUUUCGAUGCAACAAUUCCGAUGACCAAAGCCUUGAUCGACUUAAUCUGCGAGCUGAUCGAAGAUACUUUUCCACCCUUGGUGAAGGAGAACGUUGUGAAGGUUUUGCUGUUGACUGUGGGUAACUCUGCGGAGAGCAAAUUGCACGAGAUCGGAGAAAAGCUUAUUAAAGCCAUCAACGGAUGUAUUGGAAAGAUACCAAAGUUCGAUGGACCGACCAUUCCAUGUCCAAUGAAAAUCGAUGAAUUGGUUAAUCUUUGUUCUGAGUGCAUACCAGGAACAGUGAUGAAGUUACUGAACGAAAGUUUGGUGAAAUCGGCGCUGCACUUGCUGCUUCUUUCUCUGCAGAGCCAUAGGAUUAACCAAGACACAAACAUGCAAUUGAUGGAAGUAUUCGCUUCGGAGAUUACGGAAGCAGCCAGUAAAUCGUCUCCAACGUUCUCCGCAUAAAUAUUUAAGAAAUCAGUAUUCGAUUACUUUAUUUAUUAUCAUUUGUA
Molecule: messenger RNA, 2937 nt
Organism: Nicrophorus vespilloides
Lineage: Eukaryota; Metazoa; Arthropoda; Insecta; Coleoptera; Silphidae
Exons: 7
Coding region: 302-2890 (862 amino acids)
Cellular component (GO): intracellular membrane-bounded organelle
Molecular function (GO): phosphatidylinositol binding
Source: RefSeq, a predicted model, not a curated record